Aegilops tauschii subsp. strangulata is the source of this 1492-nucleotide messenger RNA. RefSeq names its product translocase of chloroplast 34, chloroplastic. The record is from RefSeq and is a predicted model, not a curated record. Gene Ontology annotation, biological process: intracellular protein transport. Gene Ontology annotation, cellular component: chloroplast outer membrane. Gene Ontology annotation, molecular function: protein-transporting ATPase activity; GTP binding. Lineage: Eukaryota; Viridiplantae; Streptophyta; Magnoliopsida; Poales; Poaceae.
CCGUUAGUCCACAGGGGAAAAGCAAAAAGACAAAAAAGACCCAAAAGAAAAGAUGAACAAAACAGAAGAAGGAGAGAGUCCCCAUCUCCAUCUCUCUCCUUAUCUCUUCCCUUCUCAUAAACCCCCUCCGCCGAGUCCUCCCCGUCUCCGAGCACCUCCGCCGAGUCUAGGGUUUAACCGCCCGCCUCGUCGGCCUCCGUAUCGCCCGGGGAAAGGAGGAGCGGGCGGUGAUGGCGGCGCCGAUACCGCGUGAGUGGGUUGGUCUGCAGCAGUUCCCGGCGGCCACCCAGACCAAGCUGCACGAGCUCCUCGGCAAGCUCAAGGAGGAGAAUGUGAGCACAUUGACGAUUCUGGUGAUGGGGAAGGGCGGUGUGGGGAAGUCGUCCACUGUCAACUCCAUUGUCGGGGAGAGGGUCGCCAACGUCAGCGCGUUCCAGUCUGAGGGUCUGAGGCCAAUGAUGUGCUCCCGCACCCGGGCAGGAUUCACCUUGAACAUUAUCGACACUCCUGGGCUCAUUGAAGGUGGGUAUAUCAAUGAGCAGGCUGUGGAGAUCAUAAAGAGGUUUCUUCUGGAGAAGACUAUUGAUGUCCUCCUGUACGUCGAUCGCUUGGAUACAUAUAGAAUGGAUACAUUGGAUGAACAAGUUAUAAGAGCCAUCACUAAUUCAUUAGGGAAGGCCAUUUGGAGAAGAACAUUGGUUGUAUUGACCCAUGCCCAGCUGUCUCCUCCUGAUGGAAUUGACUAUAAUGAUUUCCUUGCAAGAAGAUCAGAGUCGCUUUUGCGAUAUAUCCGUUCCAGUGCAGGAAUCGGCAAACGAGAAUAUGCGGAUUUUCCCUUGCCAAUAGCUUUGGCAGAGAACAGUGGAAGGUGCAAGACUAAUGAGAAUGGGGCGAAGAUUCUUCCUGAUGGAACUCCAUGGAUUCCAAACUUGAUGAAAGAAAUUACUAUUGUUGUCUCAAAUGGAAGCAAGUCCAUUCAUGUUGAUCAGAAGUUAAUCGACGGUCCAAAUCCCAACAAUCGCUGGAAGAAGUACAUACCUCUCAUCCUUGCCGUGCAGUACUUUUUUGUGGUAAAAGGAAUCCGAAGGGCUAUUCAUUCUGACAUUUCGAACGGGAAGCUGGAUGACUGGGAGCAGCGCUAUAGAGACUUGGUUGGAAGCGGCAACCCGGUAGACCAGAAAGUUUCGUCAUCCCGCAACCCUAAGGCCUGAACUGGCCAAUGAGAGUGCAUGCCAGUCUCUUGAUCGUGGUCCAUUCAACUCCCCGUGUUGUUCUUUUUGUGCUCCUAAUUCCAGUGGUCUGUUUAGGGGGAUCUAUAGAGCUCUCAGGAACAACUUGAAUAAAGUUGCUAGUGUUCUAGAUGUUAAGAUUAUGUACCCCAUUUCAUUACGCUCUCGCAAUUUUGCAAAUGUUAUUGUUGUGAACUAUAAUUAUUUGAAUUUCUUGUAUGGCCUGAAUGUUUGGAGAUUAAUGCAAUUUCUUCAUUGUUCAA